Molecule: messenger RNA, 3544 nt
Organism: Cydia pomonella (codling moth)
Lineage: Eukaryota; Metazoa; Arthropoda; Insecta; Lepidoptera; Tortricidae
Exons: 2
Coding region: 547-1356 (269 amino acids)
Source: RefSeq, a predicted model, not a curated record
AUUCGAAACGAUUGGCGAUAAAUUAAAACACGCCCGAAGGGAUUGUUUUAAAUCGACACGAGUUUGAAUUACCUAUUCGCACAUGUAUCGUACAACGUUUUACAGUACAUAUGGCCCUUUAAAUGUUCGACACAGUAACGUAAUAUGCUAAUUUUCGCACUAGUGCGGUAAAGUAGCACCAUAUUAUGUACUGUAAAAAUAUUAUUUUUUGCAUUACCUACCUACGCAAACGCAAUUUAAUCUGUAAUUAAUAAUACUUCAUCGCGCCUACAUUUUUACGAACGCAACCAUAACGUUUCCCGCGCGUUUACCCUGCCACUUGCGGAUAAAUUUGGAACUACUUUGCGUCAUGAAGGCUAUCUAUGUACUGUGGACUCGUGUUUGUGUACGAAAUUGUAAUAUUUCAGCUUUUACCGGAAUAUACAGUGAUUGUGAAUUAAUUGGAUGAGAAUGCAGAGAUUACCAGAUACACAAAACUUAAACAAACUUUUAAUAUAAACAACCACGUAUUUCAUCUCUAAGAAACCUUGAAGCACUAGCAUCAUAAUGAAACAAAGUUCUUCUAAAUUGGCAUCCAGGAGCAAUGGCUACCAGUCUGACGACGAUACCGUGCGAUACAAGCUGAAUACAGAGUUCUUUAAUAAUACUAACAAGGCUGCAAUAAAGCCAAACAAAAAACAAGAAAAUGUAGAACCUGAUGAUGGUAUUCGAUACAUGUUUCCAAAAGUUUUAGUAAAAAAUCUAGCAGUUGAUAAGAAACCCAAACAGAAAAUCAAAGUUAACUUUUGGAGCAGCAAACAAUCUCUCAACCGUAUGCGCAAACCAGAUGCAAAAAAAGAAAGCUCAAAUCGCAGGCACACAGUAGCCGUGUCAUCUCAUGAAAGGUUAAAUGAUAAACCGAAGAACUCUGCUGUGAAGGUACGCAAACGGGUAUCAUUUCUCCCUUCCCCGUUGUUCUCUGAUAACCAUGUACCAAUGGUGACUGUACCUGAUGACUUGACUAUCCAUCUUAAUGAAGAAGAGGCAAAUGAUCUUGGCGAGGACUUAAACCAAGCAAUUACUGAGCAAGAUGCUACAACUAAAAGCAAAUCAAGUGAUUUGUUUAAAAGGAAGUCCCGUUCAUUAACAACUCAAACCAGUCCUAAAGGCACAAAACGCAAGCACAGCAGUGAUGACUCUGUUGGCAGGUCCCAAGGAAAUGAAAAUGAUCUAGAAUUCUUCUCGAAGUAUGUGGUUCAGAAGUUAAGGAAAAUGGAAACCAACCAACGGAUUUACUCAGAAAACUUAAUUAAUACUGUUCUCAUGUUAGGACAACUGUCCAAGUUGAAUGGUAAAUAUAAAAUAUUAGAACAGUAACAAUAGCAUCUUAAAAUUAAUUUUAAGAGUUACCCUUGUAUAAUUAAGUUAACAUGAUGAAUGAGUUUGAAGAAAUUGAUUAUUAAUGUUUUAGAGAAACUUACUAACUUAACCCAUUACCGCCCAUUGUACCCACUUGGGUACACCUGGGGUACGGCGUUUGAUUUGAUUUUCUACUGUAACUCUAACUCUGUAACCUAGCAUUUGAAAAAUGGUGGGUACCCAAUAGUGGGUGUGGGCGCUCAUGGGUUAAACAAGGAAUGUUUAACAAAAAUAAUGUUACUUUGACUGAACUAGUGCAAUAAUAACAAACAACUAGCUCAAGUAAAUUGCUUUCCAGCAAAGAUCAUACAUCCCAAUGAAUUUGUUGAAUGUGACUCGCACAAGCCUAAUUUUCUUAAUAUAUAAUAGUUUUUCACAGAGUUUUAAUAAGUUAUAAAUGAACUCACCUUGUAUACACAACAAAUAUUGUAACAUAUUGUGUUCAGUCACAUUUCCAUUUCCUUAUUAUUUUGUAGUUUUAAGGUAACUAUUUAUACAUGGUAUGUACUUGUACAUAUGAGUAGUGAUAAGGAGUUGUCACUGAUAUAAGAAUGGUAUUCCACUUGUCCAAUUUCUUUGUCUAAUGUGCAUUGUAUCUCCCUCUCUCAUUAAGCAAAAGGUGGGUUGCAUAUACACAUUGGAACAAGAAAUUGGAUAGGUGGGAUACCAUCCUAAGUAACACUUAAAAAAAUUGCAAAAAUAAUAACUCAUAAGUACAGAAACUGAAUAUUUAUUUUUUAAGGCAUAGUACAUCUAAUGAAAUGUCAUGCAUGUCUCACGUUUAAUUUAUUUGUUACAUAUUUUCAUUAAAAAAACUACUUGUCUGAGUGCUAUAUAUUGAACUUAUGGAAUGAUGUUAGUAUAUUUACUAGAUAUUGCAUAUUUCUGGAUGUUGUAAGCCUUCUUACAUAUCAAGUUUAUUGUGCUAAUUGUUAUUUUUCUUGUGCUGUUACAGAAAUUUCAGCUACUUAAGUUUUAUGUGCAUACAAAUUUUAGUUAUCAACGCACAAGCUUUGCUUACUUAUAUGUAUUUUUUUGGUCAUAUUUAUUUUCUAAACACGUAAAGCUUCACCAUAUGCAUAGUUGAUGGAAUUAUAAGACAGUGUCAGGCACAGGUUUCAGAGCUAAACUAGAUGGCGUUAUAUGGUCGCUUUGUGAUAAAGGGGGUUGAUUGUAAUAGAGAGGUAUAGUCUAGUUAGUUUGACAUCCAUAACAGAUGGCGUUGUACUGCGCCAUAGCGGUGUCUCUUAUCACAAGUAUCUCUGAAUACUUAAAAAGAGACAUCUACCCUGUUAUUGUAAAAAGCAUGUAUGCUAACGAAUAAAUAAAAUUUUAUUUAUAUAUUUUUCGGUCACUUUUGACAGUCAGAUUUACCGCAAAAUGUAUAGAGCUGUACAGCACCAUCACCUUUACCUGUCAAAUUCGAAGCACGAAAUUGUCUUAGAUUUGACGCAACUUUCUCAAUCAAUGUAUAUUUGCUUUGUCAUAAGAUAACUAGAUUAUUAACCCUUUAACGGACAAACUUCGAUUUUAUAUGGCAGGCCUAUGUUAAUAUCGUUGCACUGUGUAUGUCAAUCAUUCCUUUGUCUAUGAAUAAUUUUUCAAUGACACAAACUUUUUGUAGUUGUCACUUUUGUUCCUAUUAAGACUUAAAAGGUGACUAUGACUUAGUAUUAAUAUGAAAAGGAAAAAGUCAUCUAUACUUUUCGUUUGGUGAUACUUUACAUGUUACGGUUAUUUUUUUUUGUGUAUUGUUUUCCACGAUUUUCAUGCUAUCAUUGUUGUAGGGUAAUUAAUAGUAAAAAAAAAAGCAGAUUUUUGACAAAAUUUAUGUCCCGGUCCAUAAAUUGUGUAAGGGGUAGUUUAAUGUUAUUAAUGGACUUUCUGUGAUCCCAUUUCUGCACAAUAAAGUGAAAAGGAAACUAUAUCUGUUAUAAGAGAAGUAAUGAAAUUGUGUUAAUAUAGUUGUCAAUUAAGAAAAGUAUUUACAUAUUUACAAAACCUGAUUGUUGUUUGCCGGAAACGAUGACUAAGUUGAGUCUCGGUUUCUAUGUUUAAUAUUAGGUAUACAUAUUUUUAAAAUUCGAGAUUGUACCUAUAAGGUAAGAAUUUCUGCCUUAAAAAUAAAACUUUGUGAACUAAACAA